AUGCCCGAAAACGCCUACGCAUUGCAUGUGUAUGGUGUCACAGAUCAAUUAAAAGAAAAGAAAAUUAACGGUGUGCGCCUACGCAUACGUAAAACUCUCGCACUCAACCCAUCGGCUGCUUCUUUUCUAGGGUUUCUUAUUAUAUUAUAUUCAUUUAUACUUUCUUUCUUUCUUUCUUUCUUUCUUUCUUUCUUUCUUUCUAUUCCAGCAUUUCUUUUUCUUUCUUACCGAGUUUUAAUUUUUGUUUCAUCAGGUUUGUAUCCAUUACGCUUUCUUUUGAUUUACAUCUUUUGUCAUAUCUUCUUUUUUUCGUCCAUUUCCAUCUUUUCUUUCUUCGUUUUUUUUUCUUUCCAUCCUUUCCUGCUUCUUUCCCUUAUUCUUCCUUCCUUCCUUUCUUCCUUCCUUUCUUUCUUUCUUUCGUACUUCAUUAACCUUUUCCUUUGCUUCCUUCAUUACUUCUCCUUAUAUCCGCUCUACAUUCAUUCAGACCAUUUUCUUUUAUUGCCCUUUAUUUAUGCCCUUUAUUAUUCUUUUAUUUUUCCUUUUUUUAUAUCUUCCAUGAUUCUAUCCUUCCUCCCUUCCUUUUGUUCGCCUUACUUUACUAUUCGUCUGCCUUCUUUCUAUACUUACUUCUCAUAUAUCCCUCACAUAUUCGUCCUUUCACGCCGCUUUAAUUCAAUUCUUCAUUAUUCCCUUCGUUACUAA
This is a messenger RNA of Acanthosepion pharaonis, 705 nucleotides long. The record is from the annotation of a GenBank genome assembly. Lineage: Eukaryota; Metazoa; Mollusca; Cephalopoda; Sepiida; Sepiidae.